Choloepus didactylus (southern two-toed sloth) is the source of this 3173-nucleotide messenger RNA. RefSeq names its product 1,25-dihydroxyvitamin D(3) 24-hydroxylase, mitochondrial. Gene Ontology annotation, molecular function: iron ion binding; oxidoreductase activity, acting on paired donors, with incorporation or reduction of molecular oxygen; heme binding. The transcript is spliced from 12 exons. The record is from RefSeq and is a predicted model, not a curated record. Bases 338 to 1882 code for a protein of 514 amino acids. Gene Ontology annotation, biological process: cholesterol metabolic process; C21-steroid hormone biosynthetic process; glucocorticoid biosynthetic process. Gene Ontology annotation, cellular component: mitochondrial inner membrane. Lineage: Eukaryota; Metazoa; Chordata; Mammalia; Pilosa; Megalonychidae.
UCUCCACCUCGCGACACCAGACCCUAGAACUCAGACCCGCCGCUUUUCCUUUUUUCUUCCAAAAGGCAUCCAACCCCCUGCUGCCCGCUCCAGCCUCUGCGCCUAGCGGUCCUUCAGCCUCCGCGCCCUACAGCUGCCGCACCUUGCCGUAUCCAGCAUCCUCGCCCAAAUCCCUUCUGCUCCCUGCUCCUCCUCUGCCCCCUCCAUCACACCUGCGAGCCCUCUUUUACUCUCUUUCCCAGGAUCGCCAAGCCCCCAAAUUCCGCCAGCAUCCCUUUAGCAUCCUCGCCAUUGUCAGUGCCCGCACCUUCCCACGUGCGCGGUCUCCGCCGCUGCCAUGAGCUCGUCGAUCAGCCAGAGCCGCCCCCUUGCCGCCUUCCUGCAGCACCUGCGCGGCCUCGGGCAGCCCCCCAGACCUGUUACAUCUACGGCGUGCGCGCCCCGUCCGCCGCGAGAGGUGCCCCUCUGCCCGCUGAUGGCAAAUGGCGAGACGCAGAACGCGGCCGCCCUGCCUGGCCCCACCAAUUGGCCACUCCUGGGCAGCCUGCUGGAGAUUCUCUGGAAAGGGGGGCUCAAGAAACAGCACGACACGCUGGCGGAGUACCACAAGAAGUACGGCAAGAUUUUCCGCAUGAAGCUGGGUUCCUUCGACUCGGUGCACCUGGGCUCGCCGUGCCUCCUGGAGGAGCUGUACCGCGCCGAGAGCGCCUACCCCCAGCGGCUGGAGAUCAAGCCGUGGAAGGCCUAUCGCGACUAUCGCGAGGAGGGUUACGGGCUGCUGAUAUUGGAAGGAGAAGACUGGCAGAGAGUCCGGAGGGCCUUUCAAAAGAAACUAAUGAAACCGGUGGAAGUUAUGAAGCUCGACAACAAAAUCAAUGAGGUCUUGGCUGAUUUUAUGGUUCGAAUAGAUGAGCUCUGUGAUGAAAGAGGCCACGUUGAAGACUUAUACGGCGAACUGAACAAAUGGUCAUUUGAAAGUAUCUGCUUGGUGUUAUACGAGAAGAGAUUUGGACUCCUUCAGAAAAAUGCAGGAGAUGAAGCUUUGAACUUCAUCAUGGCCAUCAAAACAAUGAUGAGCACGUUUGGGAGGAUGAUGGUCACCCCCGUGGAGCUGCAUAAGAGCCUCAACACCAAGAUCUGGCAGACCCACACCCAGGCCUGGGACACCAUUUUCAAAUCAGUCAAAUCUUCUGUCAACAACCGUUUAGAGAAAUAUGCCGAGAAACCCAGCACAGAUUUCCUUUGUGAUAUUUAUCACCAGAAUCAGCUUUCAAAGAAAGAACUAUAUGCUGCUGUCACAGAGCUCCAGCUGGCUGCGGUAGAAACGACGGCGAACAGCUUAAUGUGGGUACUCUACAAUUUGUCCCGCAAUCCCCAAGUGCAACAGAAGCUUCUUAAGGAAAUUCAAAGAGUACUGCCUGAGAAUCAGAUGCCACUGGCAGAGGAUUUGAAGAACAUGCCAUAUUUAAAAGCCUGUCUGAAAGAAUCAAUGAGGCUUACCCCCAGUGUGCCGUUUACAACGCGGACCCUCGACAAGGCAACUGUUCUGGGUGAAUACGCUUUACCCAAAGGAACAGUGUUGAUGCUAAACACCCAGGUGUUAGGGUCCAACGAAGACAACUUUGAAGAUUCAAGUCAGUUUAGACCUGAACGCUGGCUUCAAGAGAAGAAAAAGAUUAAUCCUUUUGCGCAUCUUCCAUUUGGCGUUGGGAAAAGAAUGUGCAUUGGCCGCCGUCUGGCUGAGCUACAGCUCCACUUGGCUCUUUGCUGGAUCGUCCGCAGGUUUGCCCUUGUGGCCCUGGACAAUGAGCCUGUCGAGAUGCUACACCUGGGCAUCCUGGUGCCCAGCCGCGAGCUCCCCAUCGCUUUCUGCCAGCGGUGAGACAUCUCAGAUGUUUUGCUAGAAACCAAGAGCAGCGAUUUUUAUCCUCUUGCAAAAAUGGUGCCUAAGGCUUCUACGUUACUGGAAGACAAACUUCAAAAGCAAGAGCAUGCAGCAGCCUAUAAAGAACACUUAGGCCCACCAUGGUGCUCAGACUCUUCUUCUACAUAAAUUUUCUAGAAACUGUACUGUCUGUAUAGAUGAUGGUAUUUAUCAAGAUUGUAUCCAACUCAAGGAAUUGGAUUGAGUGAUGGAAUUCAAAGCACUCUCUAGGUAUACUGCUGGUUUAUACUUAACCAAUGUCUGCACCAUCCUGGGUUCUGUAGAAUUGCUCAUGAGCCUUUUUAUCGCAUCUUCCAUGACUGGAGAGGUGGAUGAGCACUUGUCAGCCAGUCAGAUGAAAGUUACUAAAUGCUCUGUCCCUCCAUACCAAAUUCACUGUUUGGAUCUUUAAUUCUCCAGAGUAAGUUUAUGUUUCACAAUGAAUUGUCUGGGCACAGGGUAAUAUUGACAAUCCGUUUAUUGUAGCUCUGCAUAAUGCAAUAUUUGGGGAAGUAAUUGCUUAACGAUAUAAACAACACUAAAUGUUGAUUAAAAUCACCAGGCCCCAUGACAGCUUUUCCUCCUUUGAAAUGGAAGCAUUUACGGGAAAUUAGAGAAUACCUAUAUUGUAAGAAAUACUUUAAUGAAAUCAGACUCUCCUAUCUAAGAAAACCUUAAUGAUUUACCAUGGCAACAUUUGGUAAAAUGACCCCAGAUUUCUUUAUUUUGUUAUCAUAUUUUAAUGUUCAGUAUUUGAUUUGGGAUCUAUGGUUUAGGGCAAUGUUCUGAAAUUUAAUCACAGCUUAAAAAUAUUCAGUGUGACUAUAAGGAAGUGACUUCCCAUGCCUUAAUUUCUCCAUCUGUAGAAUGGGACAAUUGUAAAAUAUGCAUAUGUUAGAAGUCAAUUAUAUAACAUUUGUUAUUAGCUUUGACCUCCUUAGGAAGAUAUUAUGUCAUAAAUGCAAAGAACAUAGGGCUUUAUACAAGGCUUAUUGCUUUUUUCUAAAAAAUUUUGUUUACAUACAGUUUAUUCACACAUAGUUUUACUUUUAGUUUUCCUAAAUGCAUACUGGAUAUUUCUGUAUAUCUGAUAAAGAUCUCCCUUUUAGGAUAUAUUUUGAAUAUUUCAAAAUUACAGAAUAUACAUAUAUCUUUGUAUUUUAAUAAGUAUUUAUGUAUUACCAAACUAGGUAUAUGCUUUCUCCCAAUUGUGAGAUUAUUCUUAGAGUUAUAAAUUCACAUGUUGUCA